Messenger RNA from Onthophagus taurus, 1697 nucleotides. RefSeq lists its product as uncharacterized. Lineage: Eukaryota; Metazoa; Arthropoda; Insecta; Coleoptera; Scarabaeidae. The record is from RefSeq and is a predicted model, not a curated record.
CGACUAAAAACAAAAAAGCAAUUCCGUCUACUAGUAAACCAACUUACUAGUAUAAUAAGAUGAAGUCCUCUAUUGUUGCUUUAAUUGUCGGCGUCCUCGGUUUAUCGGCAACAACACUUGCCGUUACAACAGCAGGUACAUCGAACGAUCAAUGUAAAUGGACAUGCGACGUUGUUAAAAAUGGAACCGUAGAGUGGAAGAAUGGGGUGCAAAUAAUAUUCAACUCAAAUGUGACAAUUACUGUUUCGAAAAUAGAAGAAGUCACAGUUAUCGUUAAUAAGAAAACCAAUGUGGUUUUGGCAAUUGACACGAAGAACUCGUUGUUCUUCAUCGGUCUUCGUAAUGCUACAUUUGGUUUAAUCAUCGAUAUAAAAGCCGGAUACUGCAUGAAAGUGGAGAUUGAUAUAAACCUUAUAUUUGCUAGCGACUUCGCCGCGUUAAGAAAGGCUUUCGAUAAAGCCGCCGGGGAUUUGCAAGCUAAGGGCACAGAUGUAGUUAAAAUAAGCUUUGACUUUAUUAUGAAGACCAGGUUUGAUGUUAACAUCAUCUUUAUAGACGGUAAAGCAGAAAUCAUUGCAGACAUCAAAACAACGUACACAGUUGUGUUCGAAUUGAUCUACUCCGCAGGGUCAGAGAUCGGGAAAAACUACAAUUCAUAUACUGUCACUAUUUAUGCAAUGUUUGGUAUCGCAAGUCAUCAAUCAGUAACAUUCUGUAACGCAAUUGGUAGAACAAUCACGCGUUUUGGAAUGUUAUCUUCUAAAGUCGCUUUAUAUAUUGUUAGGAACAUAAACGUAGAAAUAACUCUCGAAGCAUACAUAACACUGGUUAGUAAUUCGGAAGAAUCAGUAGAUGAAAUUAUCAGUAAUGCAAAGAAUACACAGUCAGUUGGCAAAACCUUCAAAAUUGGCAACUUAUCAGUCAAUCUAAAUAUUCUUUACGUUCAAAGUUACCUUGCAUUUAGUUUCCAGCUCGGCAGACUUAAUAUUAAUUUCCAAUAUACCGGCACGAUAUUAACGUUUGUUAAUGAUGAUGCUAACAUGAUUUUUGCAAUUUCCUAUAAGUAUACGUUUAUAUAUUCUCUUGAAUUGGGUGGUGGUUUUCUGUUUACAAAUAACCAAGCAUACUUCGUUUCAGAGAGUUAUAUAUUAACUAAAGUGACUGGCACAAAAACAGUCGAUUCAACAGUCAUAACUAGUUUUAUACGCGAUCAUACUAGUACUAUAACUCUUAAAGUGAUUGCACUAAGUGAAUUACAAGUAGCACUGGAGUCUGAAAGUAAUUUUAAAACUUUCUGUAAUAAAUAUAACAUUUCCAAUGCAAGCGAUGCCUACAAGAUCUUUGGAAAUUACAGAAAUGUUAUAACAAAGACUGUGUUUGUAUAUUCGGUGAAUGUGGUAGUUGCCUUCAGAGUUUCCUUCUCCCUCACAUUCAAUUACGAAGUCAACUUGUCAGUAUAUAAUAACGUUAUAGUUACAGGUAUUGCUACCACAUGUGACACCGUUAGCAAAAGUCUUGUGCCAAUAAAAUCAGAGACUCUGUUUGUCUCUCUCAAAUUAGCAAUUGGUUCUUCCAACUAGUUUAACAUUUUAUUUACACAAAGUUUUCAAGCACACAAUUAGAAGCAAUCUCGAUGUAAAAUAGGAAUACAGAAUUAUUUAUUAAAAUUAAGUAAAGAGCAUCCCAAAAAUGACAAA